GAGACGAAGGAUUAUGCAUCAACGUGCUUUGCUCGCAAAUUCACGAUCGCUUUCCUUUGCCGUAACUCAGAUUCUCUCAAUUUCUUCAGAUCGACUCAACUGUUCAUCAAAAUCUCAGUUUUCAAAAUUAACAAUCAAAAUCUACAAAUGAAGGACGAUGAAUCGAUACCGGUAUCAACACCGACGACGGCGUAUUCAUCGUUGAAUACAAAUUCAAUACCUUCGAGAUCAUUACAUGAUGCUACAUUGUUCGGAAGAGGUCGGUAUAAGUAUUGGGCAUUGGCUGCUAUUCUUUUCUUAGCAUUUUGGUCAAUGUUUACAGGUACUGUUUCACUCCGAUGGUCCGCCGGAAACCUUAAUAGUCUCUCCGAUCUCUUCGAUAUUCCGAAAUCAGAUGAUCUCGACGUCCUCGAAAUGGAAGACAGGGAGAAGUUGGUGAAUCAUAUGUGGGAUGUGUACACUAAUAGUCCUCGGAUCAGGAUGCUUAAGUUUUGGCAGGAGGCGUUUGAGGCGGCCUAUGAGGAGUUAAACAGUGACGUUGCUGAAGUUCGAGAGGCUGCUAUCUCCGAGAUAUCUAAGAUGUCUAUCCAAUUUGUUAAUAUUGAUCUGCCACCUUUGCGUUCGAUGGCAGUAAGAAAAUUAAGUCAAAAACAAGCUGAGAACAAACAGAGGACCGCAGCAGGAAGUAAGUUAUGACUAGAAGAACAUCAAGGGUCCAAAUUUGCACGUUUCCACUUAUUUAUACAAGAGAAAUGAAAACGCACACCAACCUGCUCCCUGGUAUUUGACUAAAGGGGUAUCUGGGUAAAGAUUGCGCACAUUUUUGCAGCAGGGAUAAGCAUUUCUAACUUUUUGUUACCUGUACCUCUUUUUUCUCCUUCGAUUUUUCAUCUCUCUAGACUCUAUUGAAAAAAAAUCAUAUGGGUGCAGAGUUCAAGAAAAUCGUUAAUUAAUUGCUUCGUGCUAAGAGAUUGGAAUUACACUAUUACAGUUGAGAUACCAAUUAUACAAAGUUGCACGGGAAUAUAAAGAUUAUAUUCAUGAGUUCUCAUGGUAAACUUUGUUUUUGGUAGUCUCUCAAGUGAUUUUAUGCAGCAUUCAGCCCUGUUUGCAUAAAAAUUUGCAACUCUACUUACUUCGAAACAACUUCAGGCACCGCAUGUCUGAAAUUAGUCUUAUUAGACAAUAUGUCUGAAAGUUUUUAUAUGACAUGAGAUCUGAAUGUAUGGUGAUCUUUUGAUUGCUAACUAAGAUACGACCUAGAGUUUGCUAGAAGAACAUUUCUAUUCUUUUCAGGAUUUUAGAAUAGAUUUGGUGCUUGCUUGAAUGUUAUUAUUGGUGAUUAGUAUUUUCA
Messenger RNA from Solanum pennellii, 1354 nucleotides. RefSeq lists its product as uncharacterized. Bases 148 to 696 code for a protein of 182 amino acids. Lineage: Eukaryota; Viridiplantae; Streptophyta; Magnoliopsida; Solanales; Solanaceae. The transcript has 3 exons. The record is from RefSeq and is a predicted model, not a curated record.